UUGCCAGAAAUUAUUUUCUGUUUCAUAUUUCAACGCUAACUUUUUAUUAUGCACCAAAGAAUAGAAAAAAACUGAUAAAAUAGAAAAAAAAUAUUUAGAAAAAUUGAAUGCGCGUAAUUUGGUACAAAAUUUUGGGAAAUAAUUUUUAGUAAAAUUUAUUAAAAAUAGGAAAUUUAAAGCUAUUUACAAGGUGCAAGGGAGAUAAGGUCGAGAAGAUACUGUAUGAGCCGAAGCUCUCAUUUUCUAAGUUUCCCUUUUAUCUAAUUUUCAUUUUAUGCGUCUGUCUGAGUGCUUUGGUCGUCGAAAUGCACUCAUCGUCAAUGGAUGGAUUAAUGUAUUCGGUGCUCUACUAGAAUACUUUUCUAAAGCGAUGGCAUCGCCUGAGUUGCUAAUUUUCGGUCGACUGGUACUUGGAGCAGUAAUGGGACUUUCGACAGGGUUGGUGCCUAUGUAUUUAAUGGAAAUCACUCCUACAAAAUAUCGAGGAGCAGCUGGCACUCUUCAUAUGGUAGCAGUUGCAUUUUCUGAUUGGUUUUCACUCUUUAUUGGAUUACCUGAGAUUCUAGGAAACACGCAAAGUUGGCCUCUUGCCUUUGCAUUCCCAGGCAUCCCUGCGCUCUUGCUUUGUUGUAUUCUUCCAUUUUGUCCUGAAAGUCCAAAGUUUACUCUCUUCACGCGUGGAGAUGCUUCCAAGGCAGUCUUAGAUUUAAAACGAUUUGUAGACGAUAAUGAGGCGGAAUAUAUGUUUGAAGCAUUGGAACGUGAGGCUAUAAUGAUUAAUGAAGGCCCAGGUACAUACAAACAAAUAUUCACCGAGCGUUCACUUCGAGUACCUCUACUAAUUUCUGUUAUGGUAAUGAUUACUCAACAAUUUACGGGUUGUUCUGCCGUUUUUGCCUAUUCUACAGACAUGUUUCUGAAUGCAGGAAUUAGAGGUCAAAUGGCAAGAUUCAGCACCUUAGCUGUGGGAAUAGCUUACUUUUUGUUUGCAUUAACUGCCCCUUUUUUGAUUGAACGCGCCGGACGGAGAAUUCUUCUGAUCGUAAAUAAUUUUAUAAUUAAAAGAUUCACACGUUUUAAGUUUCAAUUAUCAAUGUGCUCGUUAUCACUUACACUUCUCAGCUUCUUCAUGUGGCUACAAAACUUUGGAGGGCAUGUUUGGGCUGGCUAUGCAACUAUAGGUGCUCUAAUUUUCUACAUGUGUGUAUACGGUAUAGGGUGCGCAGUACCAUGGCUAAUAACUGGAGAAUUGUUUCCUACCAAAUACAGAGCUUCUGCAAUUACUGUCGCGGUUUCCGUUGCCUGGUCUUUAUCCUUUGUUGUCUCGACGUGCUAUCUACCUUUUCAGCAGCUUGUUGGCAAUUCAUUAAGCUAUGUACCUUUCAUUAUUGUUAGUGGAUGUGGAGCUGUUUUUGUAUAUUGGGUUUUACCAGGUUCUUUGAACAUUAAACGCGAAUUGAAUUCCUUUCCAAUUUAUAGAAACACGAGGAAAACAAGCAAUGGACAUUGUUAG
Molecule: messenger RNA, 1513 nt
Organism: Meloidogyne enterolobii
Lineage: Eukaryota; Metazoa; Nematoda; Chromadorea; Rhabditida; Meloidogynidae
Source: the annotation of a GenBank genome assembly